This is a messenger RNA of Zea mays, 1636 nucleotides long. RefSeq lists its product as uncharacterized. The record is from RefSeq and is a predicted model, not a curated record. The coding region runs from base 731 to 1513 and encodes 260 amino acids. The transcript has a single exon. NCBI's taxonomy places the organism in Eukaryota, Viridiplantae, Streptophyta, Magnoliopsida, Poales, Poaceae.
AGUAGCAAUCAACAUUCAUCCAUGACACUUAGUCUAUUACUAAACAUAGAAUACAAUAACUACCAAAUAAAAUCAUUGACUUUAUCAUGGGGUUUCUUGUAUUUUGACUGAAAUUGGCUCGCUAACGCUACUCGCUUCCAAUUUAUUUAGGAACGACGCAACAGAGCAGCAUACCUAAAAUAGUAAGAAUAUAGAGCUCAUCACACAGCACACCUGCUAAACACGAGAAUCAUCACGAGUAAUAAAUCUAGCUAAUCCAAUCAUCGAACUAAUAAUAGAAAUAGCGAAUCAACUCACCAUAUUGCAAUUUGACUCGAUCAUCACACGAAUGAUGACGACCUUCGAUUGAUGUCUUCGACCGAGCACUUGAUGAGCGAUGCACACGGGCCUCGCUUCUUUACCAAUUAACAUCCUUAGACUUCUCCCGAACUAUACCCGGUUCAAAUUUGCAAGAACGCCGAUGAUUUUUUUUGGUUCGGGGUUUUCGUCGAACAUCUGAUGAGUGACAUACGGAACUUCACUGUCUUCCCUAUCCACAGUCCCAUCUUCAAGCUCAUCUCCACACACAUCCUAACCACUACUCAAGCAACAUCGUUUCCCUUAACAGAACUACGACGUGGAGAGAAAGAUGGCCAGUGAACUGGAACGAAGCUGGCGACGUGGAAUGGCGAGGAAAUGGAAGCGCCAUGGGGGAUGGAAUCCGACGAUUCGAUGACGUGCGCAGGCUAGGAUGGUCCAGUUAGGACAGGAGGCGCAUCAAUGGGGAGUCCACAACGGCAUGCCCAGAUCCCGCGUCGCACGACCAUGCCCGCGACCAAAACCCACCACGCUUCCGCUGCGCACAGCGAUGCGACGACCAGGGGAAAAGCAGGGAGAGGACUCGGCGACCAGCGCGCAGGGGAGCUCGACAUGGGCGCGGCGAGCAGAGCAGGCAGGACGCCGGGCAUCGUGGGCGAGCCUGAAGCCAAACGCCGGCCAGGGAGCAAGCAAGGCGGCCAUGGCGCGCAAGGAGCUCGGUGAGCGGCGAGAUGAGGGGGUGAGCCAAGGAGUCGGUGAGCACCAGAGAAGGAGAUCCGGCGCAGAGAGCAGCCAGAGAGAGGGGCACAGGGAGGAAAAAGAUCUGGGCGCGCGCCAGGGAGCUGCUCGGGUGGGCGCGCGUCACGUGGAGGAAGAUGAGCAGGGACUCGACGCCGGCGAGCCACAGAUAAAUGAGAGGAAGAGAGCGCCGGCAGAGGAAGCUCCACGGCGAGUAGAGAGGGAAGUAGAGGAGCGGCUGGGCGCAGGGAGAAUGCGCGUGCACGGAGCUUGGCUGGGAGAUGGAGCACUUCGGCUGGCCGGACUUGGGCAGUGGUUGGCCGAGCAGUGGAGCACGGUGUGGAGAACUCGGCCGGACGUAGGGAGAUGCGCAAAUGGAGGAGCCUAUGCGCGUGGGAGAAGAAGAGGAGUGAGCAGGGGAGGGGCGCGCGGCAUGGGAGCAGGCGCGCGUGCAGGGAAGCUCUGGCCAGGGAGAUGAAGCGCGCAGAGGGUAGAUAGAGGAGGGACGGCUGAGCGCUCGGCCGACCUGAGCUGGGGAGAGCACCGCGAGAGAGAAUAUCAGAGAGAGGGAGGGAGAUGACGACGGGAGGAAGAGAUAAGA